AUCUUCGCAGCCGGGGACCGAUCGCAGCUACCGGCACUCCUACCGGAAGCCGAGCAGUACGAAACGGUUCAGCUUUCGCCGUCCCAGUUUCUGCUGCCGGGUCUGAUCGACUGCCACAUCCACGCGCCACAAGUUCCAAACAUUGGUCUAGGGCUGGAUAAGCCUUUGCUGGAAUGGCUAGAUUCCUACACAUUCCCCCUGGAAUCGAACUAUCGUGAUGCUAACUUUGCCGGACCCGUUUAUGAAUACGUGGUGAACACUACCAUUGCCAAUGGUACGACGACCGCGUGUUACUUCGCGUCGAUCUUUACCGAGACCAAUAAGAUUUUGGUGGAUGAGAUGCUGAAACAAGGCCAGCGAGGUUUCGUUGGAAAGGUAUCAUCGAACCGGAUGUGUCCCGACUUUUACAUCGAAUCUGAUACUAAAGCGUCGCUAAAAGCCAACGUAGAAUUCAUACGCUACGUGCUGGCUAAGAAGAGUGAUCUUGUGCGCCCGAUAGUGACUCCGCGAUUCGCCAUAACCUGUGACGAUGUUCUUCUUCGUGAGCUGGCGCAACUGGCCCGGGAAUACGAUCUGCCCGUGCAAACGCACGUUUCGGAAAAUCUGGGCGAAGUGGCCACGGUGAAGCAACAGUUCCCGGAGGCUCCGAAUUACGUCGGGGUCUACGAUGCGACGGGUCUGCUGACGAAUCGAACCGUGCUGGCACACGGUGUACAUCUGGAGGAUGCGGAGCUUCUGGUACUGGCUGACCGCGGUACGUCGAUAGCGCACUGUCCCAGUUCGAACACCAACCUGGGUUCGGGGUUCUGCGAUGUGCGCAGGCUGCUGGCAGCACGCAUCAAGGUCGGCCUCGGUACGGAUGUGUCCGGGGGAAGCGAA
Molecule: messenger RNA, 879 nt
Organism: Anopheles cruzii
Lineage: Eukaryota; Metazoa; Arthropoda; Insecta; Diptera; Culicidae
Product: guanine deaminase-like
Exons: 3
Biological process (GO): guanine metabolic process
Cellular component (GO): cytosol
Molecular function (GO): guanine deaminase activity; zinc ion binding
Source: RefSeq, a predicted model, not a curated record